Lolium perenne is the source of this 3665-nucleotide messenger RNA. RefSeq lists its product as uncharacterized. Gene Ontology annotation, molecular function: protein binding. The record is from RefSeq and is a predicted model, not a curated record. Lineage: Eukaryota; Viridiplantae; Streptophyta; Magnoliopsida; Poales; Poaceae.
CACUGGACCAGUCAACAGAACAACCCACUGGCCACUGCAACUCCCUCCAAAGCAAGUUCAGACAAAGAAGCGGCGCUGCGGCGGCAUGAGCUUGGAGGACAUCAUCGCUCCGUCUCGUCGACAAGGAGCUCGCCGCGCCGCCGGGCGCUGCUAGCUCGCCGUUUGGGGCUGCAUCGUGGGAGCUGGACGCGCGCGACACUCCGCCUCGGGGGUGACUGCCUGCGCGCGCUGCGUCCACCACGCCCAUGUCCCGCCUCCGCCGCCGCUUCUCCUCCUCCAUCUCGCCGCGCGCACGCUCCUGGUCUCCCCACUCCGCCUUUGCCGCAGCCACGGAGCGCGUGCGCGCCGGGACGCUCACUUCGGAAGACGCACACCACCUGUUCGACCAAUUGCUAGCGCGGCCAGCCCCGGUCCACGUGCGCUCUCUCAACGGCUUCCUCGCCACCCUCGCCCGUGCGCCGGACUCUGCCACCUGCCGAGAUGGCCCCGCCCUCGCCAUCGCCCUCUUCAGCCGUGUGUGCCGACAAGAAUCCGGCCAGCGGAUGGCGGCUCUCACAGUCCACACCUACGGCAUCCUCAUGGACUGCUGCUGCCGCGCACGCCUCCCGGAACUUGGGCUUGCCUUAUUCGGUCGCCUUCUGAGAACGGGCCUCAAGACAAAUGAGACCAUCUGCAGCACCCUCCUCAAGUGCCUCUGCUGCGCAAAACGGACCAAUGAGGCUGUCAACCUCUUGCUUCAUUGGAUGUCUGACCCUGGCGGUGUGACUAAUGCCUUCUCAUGCUCCAUUGUUCUGAAGAGCUUAUGUGACCAUAGCAGGAGCCAGGAGGCGCUCGACCUGCUCCAGACGGUGGCAAAAAAAGGAGGCGGCUGCUCCCUCGAUGUGGUGGCAUAUAGCACCAUCAUCCACGGCUUCUUUAAGGAAGGGCAAAUUGGCAAGGCAUGCGAUCUAUUCCAUGAAAUGGUGCAGCAAGGGGUUGUGCCUAAUGUGGUCACAUAUAACUCGAUUAUCGAUGCGCUGUGCAAGGCCAGAGCGAUGGACAAGGCAGAGUUGUUCCUUCGGCAGAUGGUUGGCAAUGGUGUUCCGCCCGAUAAAGUUACGUACACUAGCAUGAUCCAUGGAUAUUCCACUUUGGGAAGGUGGAAGGAGGCAACUAAAACGUUCAGACAAAUGACAAGCCAGGGCCUUAUACCAGAUGCUUUUACUUGGAAUUCGUUCAUGGCCUCCCUUUGCAAGCAUGGAAGAAGCAAAGAAGCUGCAGAAUUUUUUCAUUCCAUGACUGCCAAGGGCCACCACAAGCCAGAUAUCUUCUCAUACUCUAUUCUGCUUCACGGGUAUGCCUCUGAAGGAUGCUUUGCCGACAUGAUUAAUCUCUUCAAUUCUAUGGAAAGCAAUGGCAUUGUACCCGACUGCCAUGUUCGCACCAUAUUAAUUGAUGCAUAUGCUAAAUGUGGAAUGAUGGAUGAAGCUAUGCUCAUGUUUACUGAAAUGGCAGGACAAGGAUUGAGUCCGGAUGUCUUCACCUUUUCAAGUGUAAUUGCUGCAUUUUGUAGAAUGGGCAGGCUUGCUGAUGCUAUAGAAAAAUUCAAUCAGAUGAUUUCUAUUGGAAUACAACCGAAUGCAGUUGUGUAUCGCUCCCUAAUUCAAGGUUUUUGUACACAUGGGGAUUUGGUGAAAGCCAAGGAGUUGGUUUAUGAAAUGAUGAACAAAGGUAUUCCCCGUCCUACCAUUGCGUUCUUCAGUUCAAUAAUAAACAGUUUAUGCAAAGAAGGAAGGGUUUCGGAUGCACAGGCUAUCUUUGACUUGGUUAUACACUUCGGUGAGAGACCUGACGUCAUUAUAUUUAAUUCGCUGAUUGAUGGAUAUUGCUUAGUUGGCAAGAUGGAGAAAGCAAUGAGAGUGAUUGAUUCCAUGGUAUCAGUUGGCAUUGAGCCUAAUGAUGUUUCAUACAAUACACUUGUUAAUGGCUAUUGCAGAACUGAAAGGAUCGAUGAUGGGUUGAUUUUAUUCAGAGAAAUGUUGCAUAAGAGAGUUAAACCUACAACUGUUACAUAUAACAUCAUACUAGAUGGGUUAUUUCGUUCUGGGAGAAUUGUUGCUGCAAAGAAAAUGUUCCACGAGAUGAUAGAAAGUGGAACCACGGUGAAGAUUUCCACAUAUAAUAUACUACUUGGUGGACUCUGUGGAAAUAAUUGCACCGAUGAGGCAAUCGUCCUGUUCCAAAAAUUAGGUGCAAUGCAUGUGAAGUUCGAUAUUGCAAUACUCAAUAUCAUGAUUAAUGCAAUGUACAAGGUUCAGAGAAAAGAAGAAGCUAACGAAUUGUUUGCUGCUAUAUCAGCUCGUGGCUUGGUACCUAAUGCUUCCACAUACGGAAUAAAGAUAAGAAAUCUUCUAAAAGAAGGAUUGGUGGAAGAAGCUGAAAAUAUGUUUUCCUCAAUGGAGAAGAGUGGUUGUGCUCCCAGCUCUCGUCUUAUAAAUGAUAUCAUCAGAAUGAUGUUGGAAAAAGGUGAGAUAGUCAAGGCAGGAAAUUAUAUGUCUAAAGUUGAUGGCAAAGGCAUCUCACUUGAAGCUUCAACUAUUUCUUUGCUGGUGUCUCUCUUUUCAAAGAACGGGAAAUAUCAGGACAAAAUAAAAUCGCUCCCUGUAAAGUACCAAUUUUUUUAUGGAGUCAGCUGAUGCACUGGAUUCAGCAGAUAAGUGUUGGCCUUGUCCGAAGAUGGCUCUCAACGAUGUGGGCAAGUGUCUAUUCUGUGUGCUCACGAAUAUCGAGCUGGGUUAUAGUGCCACCAUGGUGUUCUGGUCUGGUAUGUUGCUACUAGGCAUGCUAGCUGUGGGGAUAGCUCGUAAUCUAACGCCAUAUCAACGCAGGGCCAUUUGGUGCAUGAUGAGCUUGCUAAUGGUGAACGCAUUACUAAUGCUAGGAGCAUAUCAUGGCGGAUGUCAUCUCUGAGUUUGUCGAGGCUCGCUACAUUAUCAAGAUAUUUGGCGUUCCCUGAACCUCAGCAUAUCUGGUGCAUGUUAGCUGAGGGUGAUUAUAGUGAAAUCGAUAUGGUAGCUGAUAUGGAGCUCAUAAUGUUCUCGCUCUUUAAACCUUGAGUGAUAUUUGGGAUAUUUUGUUGAAUGUAGUUACCAAAUACAUGUACUGUUUAGAUAAGAAAAGUGGUCGGCAAGCAGGCGCGUGUAACCAGCAGCCAGGGAAGGACUCACCCGACUUAAUGACUAUGGCAGGGUGGUGUCUCCCCCUCUGCUCUAGUUAUCUUCUGGAUAAGUUCACUGUUUUUAUCUUGUUAACUGAACCUGCGAGUUAUCUCCAGAUGAAGUUUCUGUGAAGAGAAAUUGGCUGGGUGAUCCAUCUGCCCUUACAUUUUCUGCAUGGAACAUCUUGUGCUAUGGUUAUACUUCCAGCAGUCCUCGAAGAAUAGAAGCCUGAAUCUUGUCAUCCAGUGGGUUGAUUAGUGAACUUGACGCUUCUUCUGGUGAUCUAAUGUUGCUCCAACAUGUACGAUCUGUAGAUAUCCUAUUAGACUUCCUCAUAAGCGUGUUUCCUCGGGGAUUCCACCAACCACCAUGGGACUAGUUUAAACAUCUUUAAGUGCUUGAUGUUAAUUUUCAUUUCCAGGGAUCUGUCUCACCACAAUCUGCCAGGAUCAUUACCUGAUACUCUUA